AUGUCGUCUCUUUCCAUCUUCCGUGUCGCCACCCGCGCCGUCCGCCCUGCCAGCUUCGUCCGAGCUCCUAUUGUCCGCUCCCGAGUGCAGACCCCAGUCAUUCUGGCCGCUCGCGCCCGCAGCUUCGGCACCACCUCCAAGCUCCUCUCCGGUCACGAGGAUGAGACAUACGAGGAGUUCUCCGCCCGAUUCGAGAAGGAGUUCGACGGUGUCCAGGAUGUUUUCGAGCUUCAGCGCAACCUGAACAACUGCUUCGCUUACGAUCUCGUCCCCUCCGUUGAGGUCCUCACCGCGGCCCUGAAGGCCGCCCGCCGUGUUAACGACUUCCCCACCGCCGUCCGUGUUUUCGAGGGUAUCAAGGCUAAGGUCGAGACCCAGGACCAGUACAAGCAAUACCUCGAGGCUCUUGAGGGUCUGCGCCAGGAGUUGGGCGUUGCUCUCCGGGAAGAGCUCUACCCCCAGGAGGAGUAA
This is a messenger RNA of Penicillium malachiteum, 471 nucleotides long. Its product is annotated as cytochrome c oxidase subunit VI. Lineage: Eukaryota; Fungi; Ascomycota; Eurotiomycetes; Eurotiales; Aspergillaceae. The record is from RefSeq and is a predicted model, not a curated record. Gene Ontology annotation, cellular component: mitochondrial inner membrane. The transcript has 4 exons. Gene Ontology annotation, biological process: mitochondrial electron transport, cytochrome c to oxygen. Bases 1 to 471 code for a protein of 156 amino acids.